Molecule: messenger RNA, 1560 nt
Organism: Magallana angulata
Lineage: Eukaryota; Metazoa; Mollusca; Bivalvia; Ostreida; Ostreidae
Exons: 7
Coding region: 1-1341 (446 amino acids)
Molecular function (GO): calcium ion binding
Source: RefSeq, a predicted model, not a curated record
AUGCACAGACCUGAUGGUAGACUGAGUUUCACACGCCUGAUUCCCGAUGAGGUCAGAAAAUGUUCGUCAAAAGGAGAAAUUGUCAUUCUCUUAGAUAAGCCUGGUUCAAUUGGAAAAGAAAAUUUUGAAAUACUGAAGAAUUUCAUUCUUGACUUCCUUGUGCAUUUUGUGAUAGGUCCUAACGCCAACCAAAUCAGCGUUGUCUCGUUCGAUGAUGAUUCAAAGGAAGAGUUCAAUCUAAAUCCUUACUCAUCAUUAAAUGAAAUACGACCUGCUAUUUCGGCUAUCGAAUACUCCAAGAAAGGAGCAAACAUUGGAAAUGUGCUAAAUGUUACGCGCCAAAACUCAUUUACAUCAUCUCGGGGUGCGCGUUCUGAUGCUGCUAUAAUCGUUAUCUUGAUAACCGAUGAAAUUAGUUCUAUUUCUAAUGAAGCCAAAUUACUGAAGGAAAAUAACGUCACCAUUUUCUGUGUUGGUGUGACAGGUGCAGUCAAUGAACAAGUCUUGCAGAACGUGUCUUCACACAGUAGUUAUACGUAUAUAACAGAUAAUUUUACUGAUCUCUCACUCAUAACACCAAUUCUUGCAGACAGAUCAUGCGCAGACCAUAUAGACGACUGUUUAAGCAACCCCUGUCUAAAUGGCGGUACGUGCGAAGAUCAGUUGGGUAAAUACGUGUGUCACUGUAAUGGAAAUACGACAAGCAAAGACUGUUACAUCCCAGGAUUACCAGACGUAAGAACCGGAAGGGGACAAACCACAAAACUUGGAACUGAUGCAAAUAUAAGCUGUUAUCCGAUAUAUUUCACUGGUAUUUUUUGGGAGUUCCAACACAACGGUGUCACCUCCAUCGUUGAUACCUCCAACUCAAAUAAAUACAGCGGAGGGACCGUGCCAUCCCCGUCCUUAACAAUUCGCAACUUUAUAAUAAAUGACAUUGGUAGUUACAGAUUUUCUGCGAGGAACUCCAAAGGCACUGCCCACAGUCCAGUCAUGGCCUUUAUGGACGUACCCAAAUGUAAUAUCUCAGUAUCGACUCUUUCAACAGUAACGGGUGUAGAAGGUCACAACGUCACAUUGAUUUGCGAUGUCUCUUCUAUCUACCCACCUGUAAUCUCUGUUACCUGGAAGUUUAAUGACAUUGCAAUAGACACUCUGUUAGGAGGGAAAUACCAGGGCGGAUCUAUCUCCUCACCCUCAUUAUUUAUCAACAAUCUGAAUGCUACUGACCAAGGCAACUACACUUGCUCUGCCACAAAUGAGUUUAAUACCAGACAAGCAUACGUAUAUCUAACUUUGGCAGAUUCGUGUGACUGUGCCUGUGGAACAUAUUACGAUUGAACUCCAUCUUUGGUUGGAAAGCCAUGUCCAUGCACAAUAAGCCUAUGGAAAGUGGCAAUCACUGCAGUGAUGUUGAAAGGUGCUUUACUUGGGAUAGCUUUGCUAGGCUACAAACUUUACAAAUAUAAAUCCAAAAGAUCAUCUUUGUAUUCUUCUCGUGUAGAACCUGAAAUUGAUUUAUCACAGCAGAUUGUUUAUGAACGUGAUAAUUAGAUUCUA